Molecule: messenger RNA, 510 nt
Organism: Funneliformis caledonium
Lineage: Eukaryota; Fungi; Glomeromycota; Glomeromycetes; Glomerales; Glomeraceae
Source: the annotation of a GenBank genome assembly
AGACCUCGGAAGUAUAAAAUAAUUGCUUUGCUAUACGUUUUAUCUUUAGCCCUGGGAAAUAAUUACGCAGCUCAUACUAUUGACCCUUUAAAAUCGAUCAUCAAAAAGGAAUUAGACUUUUCAAAUUCUAAAUAUGGAGUCGUUCAGUCAUCUGUUUCAUUGAUUAAUACAUUUCUACCAAUUCUCGGUGGAAUAUUUCUUGAUACAUUUGGCACUUUAGUUGGUUCUAUAUUGGUAACUUCUCUUAUAGCUAUAGGAAAUAUAUUAGUUGCAUUAUCAACUAAUUUAAAAUCAUUUCCAGUCAUGAUCAUUGGUAGAAUAUUAUAUGGAUUUGGAAAUGGAAAUAUUAAUAUCGUUCAAGUGACUAUACUAAGUCAUUGGUUUAAAGGAAAAGGACUGGCUAUCGCUGUGGGAAUCCAGAUCGCUGCGUCAAGAUUGUAUUCCUUCUUGGCAAUUAUAACAGUUGUCCCAAUCACAAAGGUUACAGGAUCAUAUAAAUGGGCAUUUUGG